This is a messenger RNA of Danaus chrysippus (African queen), 411 nucleotides long. The record is from the annotation of a GenBank genome assembly. Lineage: Eukaryota; Metazoa; Arthropoda; Insecta; Lepidoptera; Nymphalidae.
AUGCCUUACCGGUCGUGUGAAGUGUCAGGAGAUUCGCCAGUAAUGGACUUUAAGGACGGGAAAUCAAUCGGAAGCAAUUCGAGUGGCGAAACAAACUCAACAUUACGUUGCCGGCUGUUAAUUGGCUGCGGGUGGCGGCGCCGAGACGGCGGCGGAACCUCCGCAUGGCUCCCCUCGCCCCUACUACACCCGCCGCCCACCGACGACUCUAAGCUUAUUUUGUUCGGCGGGGUUAUCAAGUUAGGGCCGGUCCGCGGUAGGGGUGGCUGCCAGGCGGCUCUGCAGCUCGGGUCGCGGGGUGGGGGGUGCGUGUAUCGACCGGGCUACCCUCCCCCCGGAAUGGUUCAGUUUUCAGACGAGAGUCGCGCAGCUCGCCCGUGCCGCGACGCGACUCCGUCACUCGUUAGAUAG